UGACUUGUGUUCCCCUAGGUGCCAGACUCUGGAGUCUGAAGGGCGUGGACAAGAUGGUGAGCUCUCUGUUGACAGGGACCCUGCGCUUUUCAACCCGUGCCCGGUGCACCUGGCCACCGCGCGACUGGCCCUGGGCAGGCAGGUGAGGAAGAGGAGAAACAGGUGUGGUGUGAAGUCCCACGACUGGGGAGCUGAGGGCACAGAAAGGACGGUCCAGAUUUCCACUGAGCACGGGACAGACACAGCCCCCGGAGAGUCCCCGGAUUACUGCCGGGGAUUCCUGCUGGGCCCCCUCCAGCGCGGUUUCAGAAGUUGUGAAACUACCGAGGCAACAGCCCGCCCAGGUCGGAGCUUCCGCCGCGAGGCCAAGAGGCGCAGAGCAGCAGGAUGGGGUGGAGGGGCCGUCCUUUCCGCUCAUUGUCUCCAAGCGGGCGGCGGCCAAAAACUGAAAGCAAAACCUUCCUGCCGGGCCCCGCCUCGUGGCCCGCGCCGUGAAUUUGGGCCCUGCCGGCAGCCGAAGGCGCGUCUCUCCUCCGCCAUGGCAUCGGGUUUGAAAGGCAAGGAAUCCAAAACUUCUGAAAGAACAGCUGCAGUUGCUGGUCAUUCAGUUGGCCUUUUUAAUGAUCAAUUACUGACCACAGUAGUGAAGACUCACUUCCAGGAUAUUAAGAAUGAAAGCAGAGUUGUUGAAAAUGUGAUAUAUCCAACAAGAACCAGGGGAGUUGAAAAUGUGACCUUCAAAGGAAAAAAAGGUACAGAGAAUGUCAACAGAAAACAGGAACACUGUCAGGCAGAAAAGUUUGGACCCUCUCAGUUCACAGACUCUCAUUUCAGUGAAAAGGUCUUCAGCUCUGUAAAAGCUAUCCUCGAUCUUUCUGUUUUUCGGAGUCAAGUCCCUCUAGAAAGUCUGGUAAUGGACCUGAAAAGGAAUAUCCCAACUUUAUGCUUCAGUCCUUUGGAACCCAAUGGAAGAAUCUCCAUUCAAGGAUCGUUUCUGGCUAUGCAGAAGCUCAAAGAAUCUUUGCUAUUAAAAGCAAGUUCUCUUUUAGAGAAAAACAGGAAUUUUAUCAAUAAGGAGAAAAGAUGGAAUAAGCAGAACUCCAGAAGGCAGCUCCAGAGAAGUAACUCCUUAGAGUCACUCGGGUCCUCAGUACCUGAGGCCACCAGGAGAGGAGAAACACUUGUUCUUGACACAGAUAUUUUCCUUUACCUCAAAAAGAGCAGAUUUUAUGAAAGCACACUGAAAAACUGUCAUGUUUUCUGUGAGGAAAGAGUGGAUGGUGCAAUUACCACAAUUUGUAUAAAAAAUGCUCAAGAAUGUUCUCAGCCAAACAAUGCAAAGGUUGUAAAAGCACUUUUUGAGGAAUAUUCACUUGCUCUUCACUUCGAGCUUAGAAAGGAGACACUUAUUUUGAAAAGAAAGGAGAGCCAAAAUAAAAGAAAUAUUAAGUUGGCAUGUGAACAACUAAGUUCAAGGUUCCCUCAGGUUCUGAUUAGUUUUUAUGACACACACAUUGACAUUAUAGGAUCUUCUUCUGACACAAACUUGUUUAAAAAAGAGGUCAUGAAAUUAAUAAGGUUAGACAGGCGAUGAGAUCUUAGCUGUAAUAAUGACAAUGGCAGUUGCUUUUCCUGAGUAGUGACGAUGCUGCGUCUGAUGCUGGCUUUACACACAUGAUCUUAUUUAAUCCUCGCAACCAUCCUUCAGUGUAGGCAUUACUAUCCUCAUGUUGUAGGGGAAGAACCUAGGACUUGGAGAGGUUAAAACUUUUGUCUGGAGUUAUCCAAUGGGCAAGGAAUGGGACUGGGGUUAAACUCGGCCUAUCUGACUACAAAAUGCUGGCAAAACUCUCUUGAGAAGGUACUUUGAUUGAAAGUACUUCUGAAGCAGGUAAUCAUUACUUAACUAAAUCUGAUUGGUACGAGGCUGCUGGACCAUAUGGGACAUUUUUAUUGUUGCUUAUUUAGCCUAAGUACAUACAUAAAAUGUUGGUUCUGUUAGAAUUAUGAAGAAUUACAAAGUAUAGUGUCUUUUUUCUUUAUUCCCCCCUUAUUUUAUAAUUGUAUGGUUAAAGUAAUAGCAUUUGAGGAAUAAAAUCAUGGGUGUUUCCUUAAAGAUGA
This is a messenger RNA of Callorhinus ursinus (northern fur seal), 2121 nucleotides long. It is a transcript of the gene RBM43, whose product is annotated as RNA binding motif protein 43. The record is from RefSeq and is a predicted model, not a curated record. NCBI's taxonomy places the organism in Eukaryota, Metazoa, Chordata, Mammalia, Carnivora, Otariidae.